CUAGCCUCUCAUCAUCGUCAUCGUCAUCGUCAAUUUGUCCUUCCAAGGCAGCACUCCUUUUCUCAGUGGAAAGCAAUUCGAAUCAAUCAGCGCCUCGAUACGCUAACUGUUUUCUAUAUGCGUUAGAUCUGAGAAUUCGCGUCUUCUUCUUCUUCUUCUUCUUCUUCUUCAGUACAUGCGGUGGUGAAGGACCCGGAUUUCUGGCGGCCAUGUCUGGGGCUGGAGAGGCCGUAGGGCAUGUCAAUUUCCCAGCAAUGACUGCAAAGGACCGGUCCGGAUGCUGCAAUCCGGUUAAGAAGCCCGGCCCGGUCUCCAUGGACCACGUGCUGGCAGCUCUCCAGGAGACUAAGGAAGAGAGGGACAUUAGAAUCCGGAGCCUCUUCAGUUUCUUCGAUUCCGACAAUGCUGGCUACUUGGAUUACGCCCAAAUCGAGAAGGGCUUGUCCUCUAUGCAAAUCCAGGCGGACUACAAGUUCGCCAAGGAGCUCCUGAGAGUGGUUGAUGCAAAUAAGGAUGGGAGAGUGGAUUAUCAGGAAUUCAGAAAGUAUAUGGAUGAUAAGGAGCUGGAAUUGUACAGGAUUUUCCAGGCUAUUGAUGUGGAACAUAGCGGCGGCAUUUUGCCGGAAGAGCUCUGGGAUGCUCUUGUAAAGGCUGGGAUUGAAAUUGACGAUGAUGAACUCGCAAGAUUUGUUGAGCAUGUUGACAAGGAUAAUGAUGGCGUUAUAACUUUUGAAGAAUGGAGGGAUUUUCUUCUUCUCUAUCCGCAUGAGGCUACCAUUGAAAAUAUUUACCGGUACUUGGAAAGGGUCUGUCUUGUAGAUAUUGGUGAACAAGCAGUGAUUCCUGAAGGCAUCAGCAAGCAUGUUCAUGCAUCUAAAUAUUUGAUUGCAGGAGGGGUUGCUGGAGCUGCUUCUCGUACAGCAACUGCACCCCUUGAUCGCCUUAAAGUGGUUUUACAAGUUCAGACUACACGUGCUUCCAUCAUGCCAGCAGUGAAAAGCAUAUGGAAAGAGGGUGGAAUUUUGGGAUUUUUUCGGGGCAAUGGAAUAAAUAUUUUGAAGGUUGCACCUGAGAGUGCCAUUAAAUUUUACACGUACGAAAUGUUAAAGAAUGCUAUUGGACAUGCCAAGGGACGGGAUCAGAGUGAUAUAGGAACUUCAGGACGACUUAUUGCUGGUGGAUUGGCAGGUGCAGUAGCACAAACUGCUAUAUAUCCAAUGGACCUUGUGAAAACAAGGUUACAAACAUAUGCUUGUGAAGGUGGGAAGGUCCCACACUUGGGAAAAUUGUCAAUAGAUAUAUGGCUUCGGGAGGGACCCCGGGCAUUUUACAGAGGACUUGUACCCUCUAUUCUUGGGAUUAUCCCUUACGCAGGCAUUGACUUAGCUGCCUAUGAGGCGUUGAAGAAUUUUUCAAAGACAUAUAUUCUCCAUGAUAGUGAACCUGGUCCUCUUGUGCAACUGGGCUCUGGGACAAUUUCAGGAGCUCUUGGAGCAACAUGCGUUUAUCCAUUGCAAGUUAUUAGAACUAGAAUGCAAGCUCAACCUAUGCAUACAAAUACUGCUUACAAAGGAAUGUUCGAUGUAUUCCUCAGAACAUUUCGACAUGAAGGAUUAAGGGGCUUCUACAAGGGGCUGUUCCCAAAUCUUCUUAAGGUUGUACCAGCAGCAAGCAUUACAUAUCUGGUUUAUGAAAGCAUGAAAAAGAGUUUAGAUCUUGAGUGAGUAGCUGAUACAAGGUUCUACAGGCAGCACAAUUUUUAUUAAAUGAGGUAAUUGGUGAUGAUGACGAAUAAAAUUCUUAAUCAAAUUGGAGAUUGGUGAUGUCUUUAUUGAAAUUUGAAGCCAAACACUUAAUUUUUAAUCUGUUUGGAUAGAUUGAGAGAUUGGAUGAAUCACUAUGUUCAUCACAUUGACUGACUAGUGUCUAUGGCUGUGACUAGUAUAGUACUAGUUCGUAUGCAAAAGAGAUGUGUUUCGAGUAAUAGGGAUAUCCUUGUACAAUUUUGCCUAGUUGUAUGCAAAACGAAAAUGUCAAAGUUGGGGAACCUUAAGAUUUUUGUUACAUUAAUAAUAAAUAUGCAGACAAGUUGAAGCUCUGCCACUCUUA
This is a messenger RNA of Ipomoea triloba (trilobed morning glory), 2109 nucleotides long. RefSeq names its product calcium-dependent mitochondrial ATP-magnesium/phosphate carrier protein 2-like. The transcript has 4 exons. The coding region runs from base 210 to 1724 and encodes 504 amino acids. Gene Ontology annotation, biological process: transmembrane transport. The record is from RefSeq and is a predicted model, not a curated record. Gene Ontology annotation, molecular function: calcium ion binding; ATP transmembrane transporter activity. NCBI's taxonomy places the organism in Eukaryota, Viridiplantae, Streptophyta, Magnoliopsida, Solanales, Convolvulaceae.